CUGAAUGAAUGUAACCUAUAUCAAUUUUAAUGCAUUUUUGGAAAAGCCCUCUAGAGGGCUAAAUGUGCUGCUUUGAGUUAUUCGAGAUUGGCGCGAUCAACAACACAAGGGAUUACUGCUUGUAGUGCACACUUUUGUAAAGGCUCUGUAAACAUGUCAAUGUCCAGGUUUUGAGAAGCAACCGCAGCUGAAACUUAAGCUGAAAUUUACAAUUCAUUGCAUAUUUCCUAUUUAGAAAGGGUGUGAAGACAGACGAUUCAAGAUAAGUGACAAUAUUUGUAUCCUGUUUGCGGUAUGCCUUCAACAUACCAGCUUUAAUUAAAUCUAACGGUUUGUGCACAACACAGUUGGACAUUAUGACUGAGGAAGAGCUCAUUUUCAGUAUGGAGGAGGUGGGCAGUCUGAAGGAUGGCCCAAGGAACGGAUGUGGUCAGAGUAGAGUGUCUUUUGAAGAUGUCAAUGCAAGCCCAACCAAAGGCAGCUUUGAGUACCCAAAGAAACAUAUUCACAACAAGCAGCUUUCCUAUUCAUUGCCAAAAAACUCCUUUACAUACAAGAACAAAAAUGAAACCGAGCAGGACGUGCACUCUCACAAGUUUGGCUCUUUAACUGAGAGAGGUCAGGCCACUUGGAAACAUGCUAUUGAGAAAGCCAAAGCCAUGCCGGAUCCCUGGGUUGAGUUUCAUCUGGAAGAAAUGGAGACGGAGCGGUGCACUCGAUACAGAUACAGUGCUGUUACUGGUGAAUGGGCAAAGGAUGACAUAUUUAUCAAGAUUUCCUCUCAGCCAUUUGGAAAAGGAGCCAUGAGGGAAUGUUACAGAGUGAAGAAGUUGUCAAACUUUUCUCACAGAAGCAAGUGGAAAUCAGCCUCAAACUAUGUAGCCAAGAGCUACAUGUGGACAGUGAACAGAGAGGUUUACUUUGAGGAUGUCAAGUUACAGAUGGAGGCCAAAUUAUGGGGUGAAGAGUUCAAUCGCCACAGACCUCCCAAACAGGUUGAUAUCAUGCAGAUGUGUGUUGUGGAAAUGACUGGUCGUCCUGGAAACCCUUUGUUUCACCUUGAGCACUACAUUGAGGGGAAGUACACAAAAUACAACUCCAACUCUGGCUUUGUGAGGGAUGAUAACAUACGCCUUACACCCCAGGCAUUUAGUCAUUUCACAUUUGAGCGCUCUGGACACCAGCUGAUUGUGGUGGACAUUCAGGGUGUUGGUGACCUCUACACAGACCCUCAGAUCCACACUGAGAAGGGCACCGACUUUGGAGAUGGCAACUUGGGUGUGCGUGGCAUGGCUCUUUUCUUCCACUCUCACCUGUGUAAUAAGAUCUGUAAGAGUAUGAGUCUCACCCGUUUUGACCUGUCCCCAGCUGAAACUGCACAACUGGAAUGCACCAACAAACUGCUGCAGUCAGCUCAUACUGUUCUCCGUGGCUGUGAGGAGCAGUGUCAUUCUCCCAGGGUGAGGACGACCUCACUCGGACACAUGCCUCAUCUCCUGUCCCACCUCUCCGAGACUUCAUCAGUGGAUGAGAACAGUGAAACAGACUCUGUUCCCUGUUCUCCACUUAGUAUGGGCAUUGCUGUAGUUCGAUCGCCCAUUGGUUGGUCAUUUAUGAAUGAAACACUUCAAGCAAACUCUGAUCAUAAGGACUCAGAAAAUGGAGGAGACAGUGGUUACCCAAGUGAGAAACGCAGUGAGGGAGACCCUGUUGAAUAUCAAAACCAGGGAUGCCCCUUCUACAGCAGACAUUACUCAGAAUCGGAUGAAGAGAGUGUUCGUCGGCUGACAGAAGACAAACUGAGUUUCUACCAUUCCUCUCGCUCACAUAUACACAGACCCUCCUGUGUGGAAGUGGAGAUGGAGAGACUGAACUCUAUGGUCCUUGAUCGAAAAAUUGGUAAAUCCAUCCUAGGCAAGGUUCAUUUAGCAAUGGUCUGGUACCAUGAGGGCGAGCGGUUCUGUGAGAAGGACGCACCGUGGGACCAGGACUCUGCUAUGUAUCAUCUGGAAAGAGCUGCUAUGUGUGGGGAGCUGGAGGCUAUUGUUGCUCUCGGUCAAUGUUAUCUUCAGCUGCAACAUCACAUUCUACCUGAGAUCGAAUUAGAGGCGUCAGAGGAGAACAGAAGGAAGGGCCUCUGCUUUCUGCUGCAGGCUGCUGAGGCAGGAGACAGACCCAGUAUGAUUCUAGUGGCACGAGCAUUUGACACAGGUCUUAACCUCCCCACUCAUAGGACUAUAGACUGGAAACAGGCCGUGCACUGGUACGACUGUGUGCUGAAGAUGACGAACUGUGACGAGGGGGGAGAGUUUGACAGUAUCCAGGAUGAGCCACGUUACCUUCUGCUGGCACGAAUGGCGGAAAUGUACCAUGAGGGAGGUUUCAGUCUGGAUGGAGACCCCCAAAUAGCAGGUGAUCUUUUCACUGAGGCAGCUGAUGCAGCUACGGAGGCUAUGAAGGGUAGACUGGCCAGUCAGUACUACAUGAAAGCAGAGGAAGCAUGGGCCAUGAUGGAAGAUUGAAAACUGAUUGAAACGUCUGUUUACAUGCUCUUUUUGCCUUAUGUUUUCCUUGGGUCACUUUGACUUAAGAGAAAUAUUGUUGUUAUGGGAUACUGCUUUUCUAAUGAAUGUGAUAAGAGCUUAGAAAAGUUGAUUCUGGAUCAGUGCUAUACUGAGGUGCUAAAUACUACAAAUAAUCUCCUAGUUAAUAAAGAAUAAUCAUAAAGCUGGUGCAGUUUGUUCAGGUUGCUUUAUGAAAAUUUGGGAUAUGUUCAUUACCUGUCAAAAAUUUCAGACUCAUGUUUCUAAAAAGCCAACUGGAUGUUGUGGCUUUUAAAAAGCAGCAUCACUGAUGAUUGAACAUAUUUCUAUAAAAUGCAUUUGCUUUUGCUGAUGCUUUGAGUUUUAAAAAUGUGUUUUGCUGUGUUAGGCCUGUUUCACAUCACGUGCAAAUACCAAGAUGUUAUUGAAUUACUUAUGUGAAUAGCUUCAAUUAAUGGUAAGAAACAUUUAUAAGUGCUGUCAGCGAAGUGUAAUUGCGAUGGUCAAGUCAUUUUUAUUUGUAUAGCGCCUUUCACAACACACAUCGUUUCAAAGCAGCUUUACAGAAGAUCAGGCAUUAACAGAAGAUAAAACUGUAAUAUCUAUAAUGUCUUAGAGUCAUCAUUGUGUAGUUUGAUAAAAUAUGAUUGUGAAUUGUUUAAAAAUAAGUAAUGAAAUAAUAAUUGUAUUUAUAACCCCAGUGAGCAAGCCGAAGGCGACUGUGGCAAG
Molecule: messenger RNA, 3272 nt
Organism: Myxocyprinus asiaticus (Chinese sucker)
Lineage: Eukaryota; Metazoa; Chordata; Actinopteri; Cypriniformes; Catostomidae
Product: eukaryotic elongation factor 2 kinase-like
Exons: 19
Coding region: 357-2522 (721 amino acids)
Biological process (GO): protein phosphorylation
Molecular function (GO): elongation factor-2 kinase activity; ATP binding; calmodulin binding
Source: RefSeq, a predicted model, not a curated record